UGACGGAAUCACAAAGCUGUUGUUCCCGAAGCUUCUGGACUUGUGUCCCGCUUGAGAUGGAUACUGAUUCGAAAGACAGGGAGCCCCUUGCAGCCAUGGAGUCUGCCCCCGCUCCAGCUGAAAAUGCCUCUUUUCCUUGGGAAACUGGCAAGUUGAUGACGCCUCCGAAGCAUGUCGCAGAAGUGGUUCCUUCUCUUUGCACACCUGAGGCUUCUAAGACACCUUUGAACUUCUCCACGGUCACGAUAGAGCAGCUGGGCAUUACACCUGAGAGCUUCGUGCAGCGCUCUGCGGGGAAGUCGGCAUCAUCAUUCCUGAAGAAAUGCAGGCGGCGUUCUGCAGUCGGUACUCGCGGGUCCCCUGAAACAAACCACCUGAUUCGUUUCAUUGCACAGCAGCGGAGUUUAAAGAGUGCUGGGAAAUCUCCCUUGGCACAGGAUACCCCUUUCCAGGGCAGCCCUGGACUGUAUGGAAAUGGUAUUUCAUUGCGAGAGCGAAUAUCUGCCUUCCAGUCAGUUUUUCACUCCAUAAAGGAACACGAGCAAGUGCCUGGCCAACCAGACUUCUCAGACGUGCCGAGAAAGAUGGAGGCAGCAAAUCCGAAAGAAAACCUUGAAAGUCAGCGGCCGGAGAAUCCUGCAGAGAUGCCAUCCAAACGUCGAAGAGUAUCCUCUCAGAAUGUCUCUGAUGAAGAACUAACUGAGGCCGAAGACCGAGUCAUGGCUCUCCAUAUUUUCAACGUCGACACAGGCAGAAAGUCAUCUGAAGUUGACCCAGCACAUCCUGGAUGUUUAGAACUCACAAAGGCCUCACAAGGACUCAAGGUUGCUGAUUGUGUGGAGGGCGAACGGUGGGAGGAUACUGUUUCAUUUGGCACACUGACGACAGAAAUGAACUUGCCAACAGUCCCGAACAUCAGAUCACCAGCCUGUCCUGCAUACAAGAGGGACUUCCCGUCCACUGAGACCUUUGUCCUUCGUUCUGUCCUGAAGAAACCCUCUGUUAAGCCGUAUCUAGAGAGCUUACAGGAACACCAUGACAACGUCUGUGAUGAUGGGACACCAAGUAUAAUUCCACAUCUUGCCAACUGUUGCAAAGAACAAAAAGCAGAAGAUCAAAAUUACAAAGCAUCAGCCUUUCUAAAUAUGAGGAAGAGGAAAAGAGUCACUUUUGGAGAGGAGCUAAGCCCUGAGGUGUUUGAUGAAUCUUUGCCUGCAAAUACUCCAUUGCGGAAAGGAGGAACACCUGUUCGUAAAACGGACUUGAGCGGCGGUAGUCCCUUGCCACUGGAGCAGUCACCUAUUCUGCAGCAGUUAUCACAGCCAAACUUUGAUGAGAAGGGGGAGAAUCUUGAAAACAUAGAACCAUUGCACAUCACAUUUACAAGCGGAACUCCUACUAAGUCUCCAAUCCCUGAGAUUCUUUCAGGCACUGAUACCUUUAGCUCUUCAAAUAACCACGAGAAACUGUCCUGUAAUGUUAGACUAACACGGACUUCUAACAGAAAGAAGCAAUUGACCAGUUUUGUAGAAGAGAAUGUUUGCCACUUGCUUAAUACAGAAACUCAGCCUUGUAAAGAAAAAAAAAUUAAUCAGAGAAAGCCGCAGGAAAGCAAGCAUGCGAGCAGAGCACUCCCUAAAAAGAGCCAGGUUUCUAUAAAAAGUUGCAGAAAGAGGAAAGGAAGGGGAAAGAAAGGUGUUCAGAAAUCUUUAUACGGGAAGAGAGACAUUGCUUCCAAGAAGCCCCUGCUAAGUCCGAUUCCUGAGCUGCCUGAGGUCUCUGAGACGACGCCCUCAGCUCCAGGCCCCUGGAGGAUGUGGUCAGAUGAUUUCAACUCAAAUGAUAAAUUUGAAGAAAUGAAGCUUCCUAAAAAUCCAGUUACAAGAGAGAACCUUUUGCCUCAGAACCCAGAAGAUUUGCAUAUGAAUCAAAGCCUCAAUAAAUGUGAUAUGUCUGAAUUUUACCACUCUUACAUGAAAAAUCCCUCAUCAUUUGGUGCAAAUACCAUGGACAUUAGUAAAAUUAAAAAUGCUCCAAAAGUAGAAAAUAAUUUGAAAAGUGAAAUGGAAUUGAACAAUGGGAAUGAAAAUGAAAAUAGUCAUACUUACUGUUCAUCUGUAACUGAAGCACAUGUUGUGUCAGAUAAUUCCAAACCUGAUCUUUUCCUACAGUGCCAAGAACUUUCUGCUACUGGUCAAAAUGCAGAAAGUCUUUGUCGAGUCUUUAAAAUUCCAGAAGACAUAAAGUGUGAAAAACAGGAUGACAUCCUAGAAGCCACAAAGGGAAAACCACAAUGCAAUCACUUCAUGUCUGACUCACAAAAUGAAUAUAACUGUUCGGAAAAUGUUUUAAUUGAAAAUCAAAAAUGUGAAAGCUCAGGAGAGGAUGUGGGAAAAGCAAUCAUGGAGCAGAGCAAUGUUACAAGUUGCAGUUCAAGGAAACAGAGAAGGCACCCGGUGCAUUGUUCCCACCGGCAGAGUUUACCUCUGCAAGGAAGCGGCAGUCACAAGUCACCAGACGGCAGCGGCAGCUCUGUAGGGAUCAGUACAGAGAAUUCUAAACUGUAUGAAGAUUUAUCAAACGCCAUAGAGCAAAGCUUCCAGAGAACAAAUGGUGACAUAAAGGUGCGACGCAGCACGCGGCUGCAGAAAGAUUCAGAUAAGAAUGAAGGGCUUGUGUGGAUUUCUGUUCCUCUCACUUCCCAAAAAACCAGAAGGAGAACAAUCUGCACGGCUGACAGCAGAGGGCUGGAAGAUAGGUCUCCCAGAAGAGAAACGGUAUCCUCCGGCUCAGGCAACGAGAACCCCAAGGGCCCUGCUGCCGAUUCUUCUGACCCAUCUGAGAAAAGGAGGAGAAGGAGCUUUUGUGCAUCCACAGUGGCAAAUACUGAAACUCCUGGCGAGCCUAAAGGCUACCGAAGAAGCACCUUCCUCAAGAAAGGCGAAGGCGCUCUCACUGGCCUGGAACGGCUUGGACCCGGUGGAGAACUGAAGCAGUAAUGGACACUUCCUGUGGAGCCUCAGAGAGGGAACCCAACCAUCCCUGCUUGACAAUCUGUCCUCCUGCAUCCCCUCCUUAGCUCAACUUCACUGUUUAAAAAGUUCCAGAUAAAUAAAAUCAUUUGAAUU
Ochotona curzoniae (black-lipped pika) is the source of this 3128-nucleotide messenger RNA. It is a transcript of the gene CDCA2, whose product is annotated as cell division cycle associated 2. Gene Ontology annotation, cellular component: chromosome; nucleus. The transcript has 15 exons. NCBI's taxonomy places the organism in Eukaryota, Metazoa, Chordata, Mammalia, Lagomorpha, Ochotonidae. The record is from RefSeq and is a predicted model, not a curated record. Gene Ontology annotation, biological process: regulation of mitotic nuclear division; regulation of chromosome segregation. Bases 57 to 2999 code for a protein of 980 amino acids.